Polypterus senegalus (gray bichir) is the source of this 1969-nucleotide messenger RNA. RefSeq names its product protein phosphatase 2, catalytic subunit, beta isozyme (gene ppp2cb). The transcript has 7 exons. Gene Ontology annotation, cellular component: cytosol. Bases 361 to 1290 code for a protein of 309 amino acids. Gene Ontology annotation, biological process: mitotic cell cycle; peptidyl-serine dephosphorylation. Gene Ontology annotation, molecular function: protein serine/threonine phosphatase activity. NCBI's taxonomy places the organism in Eukaryota, Metazoa, Chordata, Cladistia, Polypteriformes, Polypteridae. The record is from RefSeq and is a predicted model, not a curated record.
UGUGUGCAGAGCCGGGCAGCCAUUACACAGCAGUAACGUUGUUACGGCAGGAAGGUCGGUUGGAAGGGAAAGGCAACUAAUCUGGAAAUCUAAAAUUAAAAACCUCGGUCUAAGAUAACUAAGUGAUAGCAACGCUUCGGCGUUUCACAGCCCGUUACACGAGGUGUUUGUCAGACCUGUUCGAGCUGUAGCCAACCCGUAAUUAGCUUCGGAACUGCUGCUUAUUCUGCGAGUGGAGACGUUUUUUUAAGCAAAUUCGUGCUUUUCAGAGCAGGCAUUCAGCGCGGGAGCGACUGGGAACCUUAAUUACUGGAGCACUUUAAUUUGGACAUACACUAAGGGUUUAUUUUCAACACAAAAAUGGACGAUAAAGCUUUUACGAAAGAGCUGGACCAGUGGAUCGAACAGCUGAAUGAAUGUAAACAACUGACCGAAAACCAAGUCAGGACGUUAUGCGAAAAGGCUAAGGAAAUUCUUACAAAGGAGUCAAAUGUCCAAGAGGUUCGCUGUCCUGUGACGGUCUGUGGAGAUGUACACGGACAGUUCCAUGACCUUAUGGAGCUCUUCAGAAUUGGAGGCAAAUCUCCAGACACCAACUAUCUCUUUAUGGGUGAUUAUGUUGACAGAGGCUACUAUUCAGUUGAAACAGUAACACUUCUUGUAGCAUUAAAGGUUCGUUAUCCAGAACGUAUCACAAUAUUGAGAGGAAAUCAUGAAAGCAGGCAGAUCACACAAGUAUAUGGGUUUUAUGAUGAGUGUCUGAGAAAAUAUGGCAAUGCCAACGUCUGGAAAUACUUCACAGAUCUCUUUGACUACCUUCCUUUGACUGCAUUAGUAGACGGCCAGAUAUUCUGCCUGCAUGGAGGCCUUUCUCCUUCAAUAGACACACUGGACCACAUUCGAGCUCUCGACCGUCUGCAAGAAGUUCCUCAUGAGGGCCCAAUGUGUGACCUGCUGUGGUCCGAUCCAGACGACCGUGGUGGCUGGGGCAUCUCACCCCGUGGUGCUGGGUACACUUUUGGACAAGACAUUUCAGAAACCUUCAACCAUGCCAACGGGCUGACCCUUGUGUCCCGCGCUCACCAGCUUGUUAUGGAGGGAUACAACUGGUGUCACGAUCGAAAUGUGGUAACCAUUUUCAGUGCUCCAAACUAUUGUUAUCGCUGUGGCAACCAGGCAGCUAUUAUGGAACUUGACGACACCCUCAAAUACUCUUUCCUUCAGUUUGACCCAGCACCUCGCCGUGGAGAGCCUCACGUUACUAGACGCACCCCAGACUACUUCCUUUAAGAACAUCACAACGGCAAUUGAGUUUCAUCUGAAAGUAACCCAGUUUGUUAAAAAAAAAAAAAAGAAAGAUAAAGCAGCAGUGACACAGAAAUUAAUUCAGAAGAACAAAGUUUGGGAUCUGCUACCACAUGAAAGCACCAACACGGACCAAAAUGUGCCAUAUAAAUGACAAGCAUUUAGCACACCUAGUUUGCCCAGAGUGCUCCAGUAUAUCCACACGUUCUAUUUAGCGUUCAGUUCAACAGUCAGAUUGCCUGCUGUAUACAUUUGUAGUAAUGUACUUUUAUUAUUGGGGUGGGCGGGUGGGCUGAUCUCCUGUGACAUCUUAGAUGCUUUAUCACACCCACCGGACCUUCGUUCCUUUUGAGUUGUAGCUACGUCAGGCGGCAUGAUUUCUAGGGUAUCAUUUUACAAGGACAAUUUCUUGAGCUUACAAGCAGCCUUUUUGAGACCCCUUUCCUCCCAAGUGAAUGAUCAAGACGAGCCAGACAGACAGACAGACACACAUUUCCCCUUAAGGAGUCUCUGCUUCCUUGUGUAAAGACGCCUCAGCCCAUUUUUAUUAUGUAUAAGUUUUACUGUUCUGUGUUUACUGUACCUUUUUUUCUGUAUAUUUGUCAUGAAGUGCUUGCAUCUUAUUUGGUGUAUUUGAACAAAUAAAAGUGCUUUCAACCAUAAA